Tuber melanosporum (Perigord truffle) is the source of this 2472-nucleotide messenger RNA. RefSeq lists its product as uncharacterized. The transcript has a single exon. The coding region runs from base 1 to 2472 and encodes 823 amino acids. Gene Ontology annotation, molecular function: RNA ligase (ATP) activity; phosphoric diester hydrolase activity; GTP-dependent polyribonucleotide 5'-hydroxyl-kinase activity. Lineage: Eukaryota; Fungi; Ascomycota; Pezizomycetes; Pezizales; Tuberaceae. Gene Ontology annotation, cellular component: nuclear inner membrane. Gene Ontology annotation, biological process: tRNA splicing, via endonucleolytic cleavage and ligation. The record is from RefSeq and is a predicted model, not a curated record.
AUGGCCAACUACUCUACCCCCUUCAAACCUCAAGAUCCAGAUGAGAUCAAUGGAUUAAUGGAGCUCCUCAACCGUACCCAAGCAGGGAAGAAGGGUAGUGCCCGAUUUUUCUGCAAAAAGAAAACCUACCAAGUCGAAGGCUCCCCUAUACCCGUUGACUCCUGGAAGUUCCUGGACCAUGAGUACAAGAAGAAGGUUCUGCCUACCUCUGCCAGAGGUCUAUUCACCUGUAAAAAUCCCACCACGGGGGAUUGGGAAAUCGCCAGCAGGGGCUACGACAAGUUCUUCAAUAUCAACGAGGUUGACAAGACAAAGUGGACCUGGAUUGAAGAGAAUACGAACGCCCCGUACGAAUUGACUGUUAAGGAGAAUGGAUGCAUUAUUUUCAUCUCGGGAUUGCCAGACGAUACAUUGCUGGUUUGUAGCAAACACUCACUGGGACCUGGGCUUGAUCCGGACAAGUCUCACGCCGUUUUUGGGGAGAAGUGGGUGGAUCGGCAGCUGGAGAAGCUCGGAAAGUCUAGAGCCGAGUUUGCUAGGGCCUUAAGGGAGGCGAACGUUACUGCUGUGGCCGAGCUUUGCGAUGACACCUUCGAGGAACAUAUUCUCCCAUACGAAGAUGACCGGGCAGGGUUAUAUCUUCACGGUGUGAAUCUUAGACUUCCAAAGUUCGCAACUUACUCUGCGGCAGAUGUGAAAAGGUUUGCACGAGAUUGGGGUUUCAAGGUGGUAGACUCGCUUGAUAAGCCAGAUGUCCAGAGCCUUCGGGACUUUCUCGAGGAGACCGCCGAGACUGGGUCGUGGGAUGGCAAGGACGUUGAGGGUUUUGUUAUCCGGUGUAAGGCCCGCGAUGGGCCCGAUGGGGAAUGGCACGAUUGGUUCUUUAAAUACAAGUUUGAGGAACCAUAUCUUAUGUACCGUCUCUGGCGCGAAUGCACCAAGUCAAUGAUCGGUGGCGAGAAACCUAAAAUUAAAAAACACAAGGCUAUAACCACCGAAUACCUAAAGUUUGCUGAAAAGUAUUUCAGGGAGCACCCCGAAGCAAAAGAGAAAUACGAAGAAAAUCACGGUAUUAUCAAACUGAGGAAUGCCUUUUUGGAACACAGGGGGCAGAAAGGCAGUGAUAUCAUUAGAGAAGAGGUGGGAGAAGAUACAGAGAGUGAAGGUGCAGACGGAGGGAACACCCAAAAGGACAAUGUGGUUCUGGCCUCUAUUGCUACACUCGGCUGCGGUAAAACCACCGUUGCGCAGGCACUUCAUGAGUUAUUCGGCUGGGGUCAUGUCCAAAAUGACAACAUUACGGGGAAAACGGGAAAGGGGCGGGCGUUUGCAACUGCUAUCUCUAACGCCUUGAGAAAACACCCGGUCGUCUUUGCUGACCGGAAUAACCACCAAUUCCGCGAACGAGAGCAGCUCAUCAAGGAUGUAUCGAAACUAAAUUACAAAGCCACUUUUGUGGCAAUCUACUACGCGCACCCAGAGGAUCUAAUGGGCGAGAUCGAGAAUACUACAGCAGCCCGAGUAUUUGGUCGUGGCGAUAAUCAUCAGACUAUCCGAGCAUCGACCCAAUCCAGGCGAUCAGUCGAAGGUAUCAUGAAGGGUUUCCUCCAAAGGUUCCAGGGCCUUGACCCCAGACGCCUCCCUGACUCCGAUUUCAACGCUACUAUAGAAUUGAACCCCCAAGCAGACUCGAGGGAAAACUUGGAGGUAGUGGUCACCGGGCUCAAGAGACAUUACCCCAACCUGAUCCCUGAACUUCCAACACCAGAGGAUUACGACAGAGCCAUCUCGGCUGCGCUCAACUACGCACCUUCACGUCACACCGCUUCCCAUAAUACCCCUCGAUUCUCCCAACCAAGGGGCGAAGCGAAAAGUGCAGUUUCCCCCGGGGAGACCCCCUCCGCCACAGGACCAGGGGAGGCUCCAAAGCAGGAAGGGAAGCAGUCUGUGCGUAAUCCUAAGCGCAAGCGAAUCGACUACUUUGGCAUCCUUGUCCCAACCCAAGAAGUAUACGCAGCGGUCAACUCGGCAUUUGAAGCUCAACCCGAGCGCAUCCGCGGAUUCUGGAGAGAGCUCAAUGCGAACGAUAGGGUCCAAAAAACCUUCCAUGUCACCCUUUGCCACACAUCCAGCCAGGCAAAACAGCCCGAGAUUUGGAAGAAGUACAUGGACCUCCUCCAGUCCAAGGGCGGAGAACUAUCUACCAUCCUCGGGAGGGGCGAUGUAGAGCUCCACUCAAUGGCCUGGGACGGGCGGGUGAUGGCAGUGAGGGUCCUGUUGCCAGAUGAGUGGGAGUGUGCUAAUGAGGCUCCGCACAUUACCAUCGGCACUGCAAAUUCCUCUAUCAAACCUGUUGAGUCCAAUAAAAUGUUGGAGGCGUGGAGUCUGGGGAAUAAUGAUAUCUUUUCGUUGGAGCUGCAGGGGAUUAAGGUCAAGGGAGAGGUUAAACCUUUUGGUAAGGUAGAUAGAUAG